Molecule: messenger RNA, 3180 nt
Organism: Closterium sp. Naga37s-1
Lineage: Eukaryota; Viridiplantae; Streptophyta; Zygnematophyceae; Desmidiales; Closteriaceae
Source: the annotation of a GenBank genome assembly
UCGUUCCCCUGGGCAGUGGCAGUGAUGGGUUGGGUGCUGCCAGGGGACGUGGUGCGGCCGUUCAUGGGGCUGGCAGCGCAUGCCACGGCACCCCCUCUGCUUCUUCACUCUCCAGCCCGUGCGCACCUCAUGCCGUGUGUCCUCACGUGUGCUGCAUUGCUUCAGCCGCCUGGCUGCUGGGUGCUCGUUCCCCCUACCCUCACCCCUUCCCCCGUGCUGCUGCUCCCUGUGCGUGCGUGGCAGUGCACGUUGAUGCGUGACCCGGUGACGCUGCCAUCGGGCAACGUGGUGGACCGCCCUGUCAUCCUCACACACCUGCUCAACCACCCGCCCAGAGUAACCCUAGGAAAUGGCAGGCACGUGGCGAGAAGAAGGGAGUUGGGUGGCCCUCUUGCCGUGCACGCGCUCCUCCCUCCUGCGCCCACAGCUGCUCGCCCACCCGCUCCUCCCUUUCCUCCUGCAUGGAGUGAGGGAGGGGCGCGUUGCAUGGUUGAGGUGCGUGGUGCAUGGGGUGAGGGGCACUCCACCUGCAAUCCUGCCGGCGCGCACUCACCAUCCAUCCACGUACACCCGCUUCCCCUCUCUCUUUCCUCCCGUCCUCCCGCCCACCCCCUACCCCUGUCCCCCACACCACCCUGCUUGACCUCCCUGCUCCCCUUCCUCGUGCGCCUCUGCCUCUCCCCCUCCCCCUUUCCCCUGCAGGCGCGGCGUGCUGCUGCUAGAGGCGCUGGUGUUGCCCCUGCAUCGUGCGCCCCGCCUCGCCCUCUGCCACCUCGUCACAUGCUCGCACGCCUCCCCAUCCGCCACCCACCAUUCUUCCUCUCCUUUCCUCGUCCUUCCUUCGCACCUCCGCGCCCCUCCCCCUCGCACGUCCGCACUGCUGCUGCUGCUGGUGGUGGUGGCGAAGGUGGUGGGGAUGGCGGCGGUGGCAGUGGCACGGUGGUGCGGCGAAGGAAGAGGAGAGGCGUGAGGCGCCGUGGCGUAACGAGGAGGCCUUUCGUGUUCUGCUCUGCGCGCUGUGAUCUGCCUGUGCAUGUCCUUGCUGAGCAGGCAUGUUGGGAGCUUGGACCAUGGCUGGGGUGGGCAGGCAGGCGGGCCGCCAAGGCUGGGAGCAUGGGCACAGGGACAGGAGUGAGUGGAGGCGACAUGCUCACCUGUCGCCACGGCGAGGCCAGCCAAUGUGUGAAGCUGCGAUGGGGCAUGCGAGUGGGUGCGAGUGGGUGCGAUGGGGCAUGCGAGUGGGUGCGAUGGGGCAUGCGAGUGGGUGCGAGUGGGUGCGAUGGGGCAUGCGAGUGGGUGCGGGUGGGUGAGAGCGUGCUGGUCGCGGACGAGGCCAUGAGUGUGAAGACCUGCCCGCUCUCCCCCCUCUCAUCUCUCACGCCACCGCCCUCCACCAACGCCCCCCAUUCCAUUCUGCCUGGUACCUUGUGCUGCACUGCUGCCGCCACCCACACGCCCACGUCCCCCUGCUGUGGCGUCACCACAACACGACGCACGCGCAAGGCACUUGCGCACAAGGCGCUCUCCCCCCCCCCCUCCACCCAAUCAUCAUCUUUCCUCCACCAACGCUACUCUGCUCGCACACCCGCUCCGCCCGCAAGCCUUUCCCGCGUGGCUCGCUGCACCGGUGUGCUCCGCGCACGCCAUGGGGAUGACACACACGCAAGGGGAGUGUGGCUUAGCGACGGUGAGUGGCGCGCGCUGCAUGGGGUGAGGGGCACGCUGCAUGGGGUGAGGGGCACGCUGCAUGGGGUGAGGGGCACGCUGCAUGGGGUGAGGGGCACGCUGCAUGGGGUGAGGGGCACACUGCAUGGGGUGAGGGGCACGCUGCAUGGGGUGAGCGGCACGCUGCAUGGGGUGAGCGGGGCGGUGCAUGGGGUGAGCGGGGCGGUGCAUGGGGUGAGCGGGGCGGUGCAUGGGGUGAGCGGGGCGGUGCAUGGGGUGAGCGGGGCGGUGCAUGGGGUGAGCGGGGCGGUGCAUGGGGGCAUGGUGCAUGGGUGUUCCUUACGGGGGGUUGGGUGCUUGGAGCCGAAGGGGCGCUCCGCCUGCACAUCUCGCCCGCUUGCAUCCACCUUCCCAUCCACGCACACCCUCCUCCCCGCUCUCUUUCCUCCCGCCCACCCCCCUACCCCAGUCCCUCACACCACUCUGCGCACGGCUCUGCUAGAGGUGCUGGUGAAGGCCAUGCUCCGCGUGCGGAUGCCACUGCCCACACUCGCCACUCUCGUGCGCUACUUGGCUCUUGGCAUCAUGCGCCCCGCCCCGGCUGGGGCUGAGCGAGGAGGUGCAGGCGAUGGCGGGAGUGACACGGCACGUGUCCAUUCAUGCCACUUCAUUUAUCCUCCUCCUCCGCUGUCCCACCUCCUAUCCUUUCCCACCUCCUCGUCUCGCACUUGUCUUGUAACUCACCUUUCUGACUUCUUCCCUGCGUGCCCCCUUCCCCGCGUGCCCCCUUCCCCGUGUGCCCCCUUAACUGCGUGCCCCCUUUCCCUGCGCCCCCCUUUCCAUGCACCCCCCUUUCCAUGCACCCCCCUUUCCCUGCGCCCUCCCCCCAGGAGGCAAGCUGCCCAAGGGAGUGCUGCUGGUGGGAGCUCCCCCCGGGACUCGGGCAAGGCGAUGCUGGCGCGGGCGAUAGCGGGCGAGGCGGCGGGGGUGCCCUUCGUCGGCGCGCCUCAGGAGGCGGCGCCCUGCAUCGUGUUUCCGGCUGGGCGAUAUAGACGCCACGUCAUAGGCGGCAGUCGCAACGCACUUCCAAGGAGGGCCAGCAGUGCAUUGCACUUCCAAGGGGAUGACGCGGGGCUCAAUCAGCUGCUGGUGGAGCUGGGCUGGGCGUGCUUGUGCUUGCCACGUGGGCAGGUGUUGGGGCUGGCAGGGCAACUGCCGCAGCAUCCCUGCCAUGGGAGUGUGCUGCAUAGCGGCGGGGUGCAAGGCGGUGCAGGAGGUGCGGUGGUGCGCUCCACGGUCCACCUCUCCUACACCAAGGCAAGCCAACCCACUCGCCUCGCCCCCAACCCAUCGCCCACACUCCCUCCCUUCCUUGCUUCCAUAUUCCCUCUCACGCAAUGUGCCCAAUUCUUUCCCCUCCAAUCCCUUAAUCUUUCCUACUCUCCCCUCCUCUCCCCGUCUCCCGCUGACGUUAUCUCCCACCCCCCCCCACUGUCUUGGCUGGCUGGCAGGUGA